Geodia barretti is the source of this 954-nucleotide messenger RNA. The record is from the annotation of a GenBank genome assembly. Lineage: Eukaryota; Metazoa; Porifera; Demospongiae; Tetractinellida; Geodiidae.
AUGGAUGUUGUGCUGAACGUGGUCCUGACCGCUGCAGGGAUAGUCAUGUUGUGCUUUGGGGGACACUGGCUUGUCGGCGGCGGCAUAAGCGUGGCCAGGAGGUUCGGAAUAAGUCCCAUGGUGAUCGGCAUAACCAUAGUUGCCAUGGGAACGUCAACACCGGAGCUUGCCGCCAGCCUAGCUGCCGGGGACAACGGGGAAAUAAUCCUCGGCAACGUGGUCGGCAGCAACAUAGCGAACAUCGGGAUGGUGAUAGGCGUGGCCGCAAUUAUGGCUCCACUGAUAAUAAAGAAGGGAUCCUUGAGGAUAGAGAUCCCCGUCAUGAUCGGGUUCUCGGUUCUGCUGGUGGCGCUGUCGGUUGGCGGCGAGAUCUCCCAUCUGGAAGGCGCGGUUCUGGUCGUACUGCUGAUCGCCUUUACCGCUUACAUGUACCGGAGCUCAAGAAAGAAGGCAGCCAAGAUAGAGGGCACACCAGCAGACAAGACAGUGCCAAAGUCCGUGCUACUCAUCGGCGCGGGCGUUGCCCUUCUCGGGAUCGGGGCCAUACUUACGAUAGACAACGCAGAGGCGCUGGCGCAGAGCUUUGGUGUUUCGGAUCGGUACAUCGGCCUGACGGUCAUAGCCAUCGGCACGUCCCUGCCUGAGCUGAUCACCUCGGUAAUUGCCAUCAGGAGAGGGUAUACAGACAUCGGCAUCGGAAACAUCAUCGGAAGCAACAUCUACAACAUACUGAUGAUAGUCGGGAUAUCGGCUACGCUGUCUGGAAUCGUUGUGGCGCAGCAGGUCUUUGCUGACUAUGUGGUGAUGAUUGCGUUUAGCAUGGUGAUGCUUGUGGGACUGCGGAUGGGCAGGAUUGGCAAGACGGUGGGAAUCGGACUGCUUGCGGGGUACCUGAUCUACCAGUUUCUGACCGGCAUUGGUGCAGGAAUCGGCUAUGAGUGCUGCCCGCUCUAG